ACGGUCACACUGCCGUGCAUUUUCAUACACAAACGCUUGUCGUGUUGGAAUUUUUGAAGCAUAAAAUUAGGUAAAUUGUGAUUGUUUAUCGGCUUUAAGCCAAGAUUCCUGUGACGAAUACGAUCUUUCGAGUCUUGAUAUUAAAACGUGACAAAAGCGUGAACGGAAUACACCCGGUGACUUUGCAAUUGCUCAAUUCUUUGUCGCGAUCACCACGACUUUUGUCGGUCGAGGAGAGAUUGGAAGAAAAUUGGAAGGGCCUAUCCGGAAAGCAAUAAUCAAAUAUCGCCUUAUCCUUCGGCUGUUCUAGAAAUAUUCAAUAUUUGAAAAGCAGUCAUACCCACGAUGAGCACCUCCAAAGAGGCAAAGGAAAAGAAGGUGAAAAUUAUUGGAGUGGAGAACAUUUCGCCGCCCAAGGAAAAACGUCCUGCCACCAGGAUGAAGCUGUUAAAUGACAUAGGAGCCGGUGGAGAUGCAGACACUUCAGCCAGCACAUCGAAAACCCCUACAACUAAGCAGGAAAAAAGGGGCAGCCUUGCGGGAGCGCGGGUCAAAAUACUCAACGAUGAUAUAUUGGCUACCCCAAAACCGGAAAAAAAAGGUGCCACCAAGACCACAAGUCCAGCCGGCUCCACUGUCAAGAUCCUUAACGAUAAAAGGAUACCCAGCGCUACUGUAACAUCUGUGGAAACGGCCAAGAUCAAGACUUCGCCUAGCAAAAAAAAGAAAAUGGAGCACUAUGUCCUCCAGGCUGUGAAAACCGAAAACAGCAAGGAUACCACAUCAUCCGUUGUGGUCUCUGACGAAGAUGAAGAGACCAUUGCUUUUAUUCUGGCCGACGAUGAGGAAGUUGUGCCAGGGCGGAUUGCAAAGACCAAUGGUCAGGAGAUCGUAGUCGACGAAGAGGAAGAAGAUGAAGAAGAUGGCGAAGAGGAUGGAGACGAUUCCCCUGUUAAGGGUAGCACCAAUCAAGUGGGAAAGAUCAAGGAGAUCGUGGAGCACGUGUGUGGCAAGUGCUACAAGACUUUCCGACGCGUCCAGAGCCUUAAGAAGCAUUUGGAGUUCUGUCGCUACGAUAGUGGUUAUCAUCUACGAAAGGCCGACAUGCUCAAGAACCUGGAGAAGAUCGAAAAGGAUGCCGUCGUCAUGGAGAAGAAGGAUAUAUGCUUCUGCUGUAGUGAAAGUUACGACACCUUCCAUCUGGGCCACAUAAACUGCCCCGACUGCCCCAAGUCCUUUAAGACACAGACCAGCUACGAGCGACAUAUCUUUAUUACCCAUUCGGAGUUCAGUGAUUAUCCUUGCUCCAUUUGCAAUGCCAAUUUGCGCAGUGAAGCUUUGCUAGCACUCCACGAGGAGCAGCACAAGUCCCGUGGCAAGCCGUAUGCCUGCAAGAUCUGCGGCAAAGACUUUACUCGCUCUUAUCAUUUGAAGCGCCAUCAGAAGUAUUCUUCAUGCUCGUCAAACGAGACCGAUACCAUGAGCUGCAAGGUGUGCGAUCGCGUCUUCUAUCGGCUGGACAAUCUACGGUCGCAUCUGAAGCAGCAUUUGGGAACGCAGGUGGUAAAGAAGCCGGAGUACAUGUGUCACACCUGCCAGAAUUGUUUCUACAGCCUGUCCACGCUAAACAUUCAUAUACGCACACAUACCGGGGAGAAACCCUUCGAUUGUGAUCUUUGCGACAAGAAGUUCUCCGCUUUGGUGGCCCUUAAAAAGCAUCGCCGCUAUCACACUGGCGAGAAACCCUACAGUUGCACUGUGUGCAACCAAGCUUUUGCCGUCAAGGAGGUGCUCAAUCGGCACAUGAAGCGGCACACUGGAGAGCGACCACACAAGUGUGAAGAAUGUGGCAAGAGCUUCAUCCAGGCCACCCAGCUGCGCACCCAUUCCAAGACCCACAUUCGUCCAUUCGCCUGUGAUCAGUGCGAUGAAAAGUUCAAAACAGAGAAGCAACUUGAGCGCCAUGUAAAGGAGCAUUCCCGCACAAAGCGUCCAGCUUUCUCCUGCACCGAAUGCAAGCGUAGCUUCCGCACCACAGCACUGUUGAAAGAGCACAUGGAUGAGGGAAAACACAGCCCUAAACCACAACGGGCCUCCAAACGUGUACCAGCUAAAAUCAUGGAACGUACGGAUUGCGCCAUUUGCGACAAGAACUUUGACAGCAGCGAAACCCUGCGCCGUCACAUUCGCACUGUGCACGAAUGCGAUCCUGAUGACAUCUUUGGCAUUGAACCACAACCUGCAAAGCGCCAAAAGAAGUCCCAGGAAACCGAAGUGGAGGAAGUUGUGCCGGUGGCACUGAACUCUUCGGCGGGGUCGCUGAUUUCCAGCCAAACGGAUGGCAAUGGUGUGGUGGUGCGCGAAUUUCUGGUGGACGAGGGCGAUGGCACUGCCCAGACUAUUACGCUGGAAAACGAAACCUACACGAUUCUGCCUUUGGAUGGGGCCAUCGAAGGAGAGCAGCUGACGGAUGAAGCUGCAGUCAAGCCUGAAGGCAAAAAGGACGAAGCAAAGGUGUCGCCGGUGGUCAAAAAGGAGCAGCGCAAAUCCCUAGCCGCCAGCUUGGCGGCUGCCAUUGCAGAUAAUCUGGAUGAUGCCUCCAGCGAGGAUGAUGUUUCCGGUGAAAUCCUCACAGAAGAGGAUCUGAAGCUCAAAGUGAACGUGGGCAAGCUGAUUGACAUGUUGGUGGAUCCGCCGAUCUUGAAGAAAUACGGCUGGCCCAAUGCUCCCGAGGAAAUGGUGCUUUGCAAGGUGAUCGAGAACUGUGGCCACGAUUUGACCAAAGGUGCCGAGAACUACGCGGAGUUGGAUUAUGGCAGCCGCAUGCGUGAAUAUUGCAAGCUGCUCUUCACCGUGGUCAUUCACAACGAUUCCAUCAAGUCGCUGCUAAACAAUUUCCCCAUCGACGAUGUCAUCGAGUAUGUUUUGGGAGAUGAGGAUCAGGAGGAAGGUGGACUCAGCAAGGAGAAAGAUAAGGGAUCGAUUUCAGAGGACGACGAACCGGAGAUAAUCACAGGAGAUGCUGAAGAAGAGAAAACUCCUGCGAAAGUUGAAAAGAAAUCGCUUUCCGCGGAAACAGAAGAAGAAUUAACCACAGAGAAACCUAAAAAGGAAACCAUCCCAGCGAAAACCGAAGAAGAAAAAGUUUGACUUGUCAGCCUUUGAUGCAUGGUUUAUUAUGCAUGUUAUAAGCGCACAUAUUUUUAUAAUCUAAACUUGUUUUCCCAUAAAUUUAAAGAGAAUAUAAUAAGAAAGAAAGUUUUAUAGUCGAGCUAAAAAUUGUUAGGCCUGACUCGGUUUGUUUACGACAUAUAUUUUAAAGAAUGUUGGUUUCGGUUCAAGCACCAAGUGACCUUAGGAGAGAAACUUACCCGUCUGUUAUUGAACUUUUUACAAACUUACAAACUUACCCAAAAGGAAUGAAACAAACUAUUUGCAUAUAUACUAUUUUUUGAUAUUAUUAUAUACAUGUUAUAUAUAUUCUAAAUUGAAAUAUGUAUCCAAGCAAUAUAUGCAUGUCUAUUUUUAUAGAACUCUUAUUAAAUUGAUAAAACAGCAA
This is a messenger RNA of Drosophila ficusphila, 3559 nucleotides long. It is a transcript of the gene su(Hw), whose product is annotated as protein suppressor of hairy wing. Gene Ontology annotation, biological process: regulation of transcription by RNA polymerase II. The transcript has 7 exons. The record is from RefSeq and is a predicted model, not a curated record. Gene Ontology annotation, molecular function: DNA-binding transcription factor activity; RNA polymerase II cis-regulatory region sequence-specific DNA binding. NCBI's taxonomy places the organism in Eukaryota, Metazoa, Arthropoda, Insecta, Diptera, Drosophilidae. The coding region runs from base 346 to 3150 and encodes 934 amino acids.